Messenger RNA from Lactuca sativa (garden lettuce), 1301 nucleotides. Its product is annotated as B3 domain-containing transcription repressor VAL2. The record is from RefSeq and is a predicted model, not a curated record. NCBI's taxonomy places the organism in Eukaryota, Viridiplantae, Streptophyta, Magnoliopsida, Asterales, Asteraceae. Gene Ontology annotation, molecular function: DNA binding.
AUCAGUUGAAAAUUCAACACUAAAUUCCAAUGAAUUUUGACAAAAAUUGCUCCAUUUCCAACAAGUUUUCGGGUCUUUGAAUCUUGAUAUUUAUUUUGCUCACUCAACCGAAGAGCCUGCAAUAAAUUAUAUUCCCCAAGUUCCCUCUCUACAAAAGGGUGGUUUUCCGGCAUUCAAACCCCAAAACCCCAUAUUCUUUCUAACAGUCUUUCCCUCUCUUUUCUAGGGUUUAUUGAUCGUAAUUACAACUUGCAAGCUUCAAUGGCAUCUUCAUCAUCAAAAGCCUCUUGCUUUCAGUGCCAGGAUUCAACCUCCAACUGCUUCAGAGACGGAUGGAGACUCCGUAAUGGAGAACGCGCUCACCUCUGCUAUCAGUGCGCCUGUGUGUAUGAAGAAGGGAGGUUCUGUGAAACAUUUCAUUCAAACGAUGAUGGUUGGAGAGACUGUGAAUCUUGUGGAAAGUUAGUCCAUUGUGGAUGUGUUGUGUCAUUCAAUCAAUAUUUUCUUCUGGACUUUGGUGGGGUGAUUUGCAGAGAAUGUUCCAAGAAAAAUCUAAAGCUGGCACGAAAUCAGCGAUAUGCGCGUGAAUUUCAAACGGAUCCAACAGACGUACCGGAUCUUGCCAAGAGAAUACAGAUUGAACCUCACUAUUGGCCAGAUGGCAUUGUUUCAGACAUAAAAUGCAUCUCAAAAACCGCGAAACCUUUUCUGAAUCCUUUGUUUGAAAAAGUGUUGACUGCUAGUGAUGCGGACAUGAAGUUAGGGCGUAUAGUGAUUCCAAAAAGAUACGCUGAGGCAUUUUUUCCGGAAGUUUCUGCACCAAAAGGGAUAAUGAUGAAUAUUUUGGAUAUGGAAAGCAAAGAAUGGGAGUUUUCGUUUCGUUAUUGGCCUAAUUGUGGUAGCAAAACCUAUGUUUUAGAAGGCCUCAGAGAUUUUAUGUUUUCACGCAAAUUACAAGCAGGGGAUACAGUGUCGUUUUAUCGUGUGGAACCGGGGGGAAAGAUGGCCAUUGGAUUUAGAAAGACUUCAGUUGCGAAACCAGCUCAUCAGUGAAAAAGCACAUUCAUCCCUGCAGCAAAUCCCUGCAAGUCUGCAUUUUAUGUGUCUAUGCUAGCGAAGAAGAUCUUCACUCAAGUACUUGCUGUCUUCUUAAAAUCAUAAUCUUCAGUUCUUGUGAAAGCAUUUUUGAUCUUAAACUUUAAAUGGUUACCCUUUGAAAGUAGAGUGUAACAUAGACAAAUUGAUGCUCUCUUAUUUUGGUGAGAUAAUACUAAUAGUUUCCCUUGUUGGGUUUAUAAGAA